Molecule: messenger RNA, 3594 nt
Organism: Conger conger (European conger)
Lineage: Eukaryota; Metazoa; Chordata; Actinopteri; Anguilliformes; Congridae
Gene: pou5f3
Product: POU domain, class 5, transcription factor 3
Exons: 5
Coding region: 423-1841 (472 amino acids)
Biological process (GO): regulation of transcription by RNA polymerase II
Molecular function (GO): DNA-binding transcription factor activity, RNA polymerase II-specific; RNA polymerase II cis-regulatory region sequence-specific DNA binding
Source: RefSeq, a predicted model, not a curated record
GACACACCGGCCUCCUGAAACAACUGAUUAAGAAACGCUGUGUACCUAAAUUGUCUGGGCAGACUUUGGAGUGGGACUGGGAGGUAUUUUGCUGUUGGCGGUGAACCUUGGAUUAAAUUGAUGGCCUUCUCACGAAGAGGCGACAAUUGCAUGCAUUUCCAUACAAGCGAGUUUCGAGGGAGAAGGUGACCAGACACUUUCUUGAACAAGUUGCGACUUCAGUAUAUCUAUAGGCCUGACUUAAACAACGGACUGUACAUAUUUAAAGAUUCCGCUAGCUGUUCUACUAGUUGCUUAAUUUUGUCGCGCAGUAACUGCAAGCGUAAUGAAAAGGGUCGUUCUGUGUGUUUAGCGAGAACUCCCCCAUACGUGUAUCUUAUAAUAGGCCUACAUUUGAAUAAUUUAAUUGGAACGGCACAACUAUGUCUGAUCGUACUCUAAGUCCAAUUUCGGAGUGUACUAGAGGACCUUAUGAGGCAAGUAGGGCGAUGUAUUCGCAAGUCUUUGGCCAGGAAUCCAUUGGAGGUGCUUCGCUGCAAUUUCCGCACGGCAUGCUACAAGAUCCGAGUCUUCUCUUCAACAAAUCGUCUUACAAUGGGAUCGCUCCACCACCGCCGCAAGCAUUUUUCCCUUUUUCUGCUGUCGGGGGGGAUUAUAGGCACUCCGAAAUCCAAACUAGUGACCCGGGUCAGCCGCGGCCAUGGUAUCCGUUCGCCGCUCCCGAGUACACGGGCCAGGUAGCGGGGUCGACCACCGCCGCUCAACCGGUCAACCUCAGCCCCCCGAUAGCGGAAACGAGGGAACAGAUAAAAAUUCCCGAAAUAAAGACCGAGAAGGAUGUGAACGAUUACCCAAUAGAAACCAAGCUUCCAUCCCAGUUCCCUCCAGGACCGGCAUCUAUGGCCCACGGCGUCUACUAUACUACCCCGUGGAACCCUUCUUUUUGGCCCGGUCUGGCUCCCAUUGGGGCCCCUAACAACUCUGCCCCCGCUCCCCCGACGUCGGCCGCCUCCUCCCCAUCUCUGUCGCCCUCACCACCCAGCAGUGGAUACCAGGGGACGAGCUUUUUUCCGGCGGGUACCACACAAGAGGUCCCAGCUCCUCCGCUGCCCAGCGCCAACGCCCGGAGUAGCGGCUCGUCCAGCGGCGGCGCGAGUGAUUCGGAAGAUGAGGAAAACCUUUCCACCGAGGAGCUGGAACAGUUUGCCAAGGAGCUGAAGCACAAACGGAUCACGCUGGGCUUCACGCAGGCUGACGUCGGGCUCGCGCUGGGAAACCUCUACGGGAAGAUGUUCAGCCAGACCACCAUCUGCCGCUUCGAGGCCCUGCAGCUGAGCUUUAAGAACAUGUGCAAGCUGAAGCCCCUGCUCCAGAGGUGGCUGAACGAGGCCGAGACCUCCGACAAUCCCCAGGACAUGUACAAGAUGGAGCGCGUGUUUGUGGACAGCAGGAAGAGGAAACGCAGAACCAGCCUGGAGGGCACGGUGCGCAGUGCUCUGGAGUCCUACUUCGUAAAAUGCCCCAAACCCAACACACAGGAGAUCACCCACAUCUCUGAUGACCUGGGUCUGGAGAGAGACGUGGUGCGGGUGUGGUUCUGUAACCGGCGGCAGAAGGGUAAGCGCCUCGCCCUGCCCUUCGAUGACGAGUGUGCAGAGGGGCCAUACUUCGACCAGACUGCGCCCAUGCCCCACAACAUGGGCCUCCCGCCCCAGGCCUACCCUGGCCCCAUCCACCACGGCCACCCCCUGCCCCCCAGCCUCUACGUGCCCCCCCUCCACCGACCGGACGUCUUCAAACAGGCCCUGCACCCUGGACUCGUGGGUCACCUGACCAGUUAAACCAUGCCCGGCCCCCUUCAGCAGGGCUCCAGGGUUGGGUUCUGCACAUCAUGGGGUAUUUUCCACCCCCCUCCCCCCUGCCACUCGAUGUCCAGGUGACCCAGGAAUGAACUUGCAUCUCCUGGGAUGAAAUUUUGCUGCUCACCAUUGGGUUGGAGGGCAGGUAGAAGACUCCCUCCAGUGGAGAGUUUCACUGAAAGGCCUUUUUUAUUUUUAACUCCCUUAGCUAGUCUUUUUGCACAUUAAGUCCUGACUCUUACAUCAUGGUGCAGUGGUGGGGAGGAGGGAUGUGUGUCUUCAGUGGUGCAGUCUCUGGCUUUCUGUGAAAUGCUCUGAUUUUGCACUCGCUCCCUCGAUCCUGUAGGGGGCGCCCUGGCCUGUUUCCCCCCACCCUUCACCCACCCCCAGGAAAAUGCCCAGCAUUUUUAAUGAAGCCAUGACAUUUUUCUUAAUCUUUUAAUAGUAUAUGCACUCAUUGCUUUGUAUUAAGGGCUAGUCCAGUGUUUCCCAACUCCAGUCACCGGGACCCACUUGCCAGAAGGUUUUUGUUGUAACCAGUAGCCAGUAGAUUUAACUAAUCAAGGGCAUUUUUGUGGUUUGAUUGGUUCAAUAAUUAAAUCAGGUGUGUGAGUUACUGGUUACAACAAAAACCUUCUGGCAUGUGGGUCCCGAGGACUGGAGUUGAGAAACACUGGGCUAGUCAUUCCUCGUUUCAGUGUCUGUGAUAUUUUAGUGUUCCAUUUCAUAAUUUACGAGUGUAUUGAUACGUCUAGAUUUCAUACCAGAAAACAUAGACCGUCUGUACUGUUGGUACUCUGUAGUUGCCAAUAUUUGAUGAAUUUGAUGUGUGAAAUGAUUGGGCCCAAAUGAGAAGCAGGCAGAAUUGCUGUAGGGACAGAGGUGUGUGUGUGUGUGCCCGCCCGCGCAGUCCUGGAUGUUGGGAGGGUGUUUGCUGCCGCAUGCUUGAUGGGUGGGCCCAGUUACACAUGCCUGUUCCUUAUGGUUAAUUUAUUAGCCCUCACAGUGGCAGUUUUAACCACACAGUCUUCACUUGGGGUGGUUGGUGGAUGCAGAGGGCGUACAGGAAAUGUAUGGAGAGGGGGGGCAUCAUGCAAUGUCUCCUUGAACCCCGUUACCUGCCCUCCCCCUCAAAAAGACACCGGAAACCUUUUCAAUGUCAAAUUUUACCUUAUUUGUCGCGUUCAGCAUUCGUACGGAUGACCCGGCUUGCUUUUUGAACGUGGUGGCAGUUACCCGCUUCCCGUCUCAUGUCUGAGACAGGAUGUUGGGCUGAGGUACCUGCGGGUGCCGCUUUAAGAACGGCUGUGCCCUGAGUGUGGCAGCCUGCUCGCCUUCAUUGUGUCACUGCAGACACGCCCUGGGGCUGAGAAACCGCAAGGCGGCCAUCUUAUCUGACGAGCUGCUGUGCUGCCUCAUCGCUGAGAUGAGUCCGAUAUCUGGUCAAUGUCACUCAACAAACCUGCUGCCUUCUCUACAUUUUUAUUUUUACUGUUUCUUUUGGUUUGCCUGUGUUUGUUUUAGGGCUGUGAAAGCAGAAUGUUUUUAAACAACUCUGGCACGGUCAUAACGUCAGCCCAACUGCUCCGGUUAAUGUCGGUAGAAUAUCCUGUGUUCUGUUUCUCUCUGCAUAUUUGAUAAGUUAUUGACAUGCCAAUCAAUCAUAAGCCUGUAUAUUGUAUUGACCUGAAAUGUUGACACUGUUUGAGUGUAGGGAUUAAAUCGCCUUUUUCUA